AUGGGGAAAAGAGAUGAACUAACUUCUGGCCAACUCCAGAAGGAGGGAACUACGUACUUAAGCAAUUUGCCGAAUUAUAAAAAUGAUGAAAAUGAUGAAAAAAAUUAUGAAAAAAAUUAUGAAAAAAAUGAUGGAAAAAUAUAUAAUUAUAUAAAAAAAAAUGUACCUAGUAGUAUGUUAAAUUGUGUAAAAAAUAAUCAAGACAAUCUUAUUAACUUAUAUAGUGAUAUACAUACAAACGAUAAAAAUAAAAAUUUAAAUUUCGAAACAACAAAAUAUGAUAAUUUGUUUAUUGAUAUGUCUAAUGGUAAUCAUAAUGACAAUCAUAGUAGCAAUAGUAGUGAGGAGUUAGAAUGUGGAAAUAAACACGAUAUGCUUCAUGAUGAUAUUAAAGAAGAGAGUAGAGAUGAUAAAUUAUGUAGUUAUGAAAAAAAAAAUGAACAAAAUUCUGAAAGUGAUUGGGAUUCUUAUUUAAAUGAUGGAAGUAAUAUAGUAACAUCUAGUGAUAUAAUUAGUAGUAUUGAAAGUAAUGUAGAAACAUUAACUAAUAGUUUAGGUGUAUAUAUAGAUGUACUUAAUUAUGAUAAUGAAGACAAUAAUAUCACAGAAAUACAUACUAACUCAAAAGAAAUAAUAAAAGGAAAAAUGUCUAUGUCAUAUGAUUCUGAAAAUAUGUAUGUAAAUAAUAAUAUAAAGGAAUAUGAAUCCAUUUCAAUUAUUAAUAAUAUUGAAAACGGUUUUAAUAUAUAUCCUAAUGAAGAUGAAAAUAAUAAUAAUAAUAGUAGUAGUAGUAAUAAUAAUAAUAGUAGUAGUAAUAAUAAUAAUAAUAGUAGUAGUAAUAAUAAUAAUAAUAAUAAAAUAUUAUAUAAUCUUGCCGGUUUUAAACUUACAGGGACGUCAAUUAUGUUAACUGAUAAAAAUGAAAAAUAUAUUUAUAAGAUAAUUCCUUUUUUUAAAAAUGGAGAAUCAAAAUUUUAUAUGAAUACAGUUCGUUCAUAUAAUAAAGUGUAUGGAAAUUUUCUAAAUGAAAAAACACAAUUUGCUAAUGAUAUAAAUUAUGCUUUUUAUAUUAAUUUAUUAGAAAAAAGUAAUGAAAGAAUGGGAGAAAAUAUAUUUAUGGAUAUUCAAGAUACUAAUGAAAUCCCAACUAUUAAUUCUGAACAAAAUAUAAAUACUAUAAAUUUUUAUGGUGAGUCAAAAAAAAUAAAAAUAAAAAAUGAUACCACUAAAUGUAGAAGUGAUCGUAUUGAGGAGGGCCAUUCAUGUUUGCGCAAACUGGGUGCCCCUUAUCUUAAUGGCGAACAAUGCGAAAGAUGUGAAAAUUGCGAAAGAUGUGAAAAAUGUGAAAGAUGUGAAAAAUGUGAAAGAUGUGAAAAAUGUGAAAAUUUCGAGAGAUGCGACCAAAAUCUGCAUGCCCAUUUCACUACGAAAAAUGAACCUCUCGACAGGUUAAAUGAUGAAAAAAAAAAUAACAAUAUAUUGGCAUUUUUAAUUAAAGAAAAAUUAAUACCCAAAUGUUAUGAUAUAGUUCCUGUUUACCAAUGUAUAGAAGAUAAAGAUGAUGAUUCUGAAAUAAAUAAUAAAACGACAAAAAAACAUUUUUGUAAUAAUUAUGAAAUGAAUAUAGAUCAGGGUUCUGUUUCAAAUGAGUUAUCAAAAAAUGGUGAUGAAAAAAUUAAUUGUGAAAAAAUAAAAACGAAUAUAAUAAAUAAGAAUAACAAUUUUGAAAAUAAUAUAAAAUUAAAAAAUGAAAUAUGUUAUGAAAAAGAAGAAUCUAAUUCACCAAUUUUAAGUAACAGUUCUGAAAAAUGGAAAAUUUUUAUGUAUAAUAAAAAUAUGAAAAAUGAAAAUAAAAUAAUAGAUAAUAAUAAAAUGGAACGAAUGCAUCUUGCAUUAAAACUUAAAAGAAUAUGUAAUCAAAUAAAAUAUGGUGAUCAACAUUUAUUAGAUUUAAAAUUAGGAUAUAACAGUAUAAAAGAUAAUGAUAUAUUUUUUAAUAAAGAACUAUUAAAGGAAAGUGAAUUAAUAGAUUGGAAUGAUAGAGAAAAUUAUAUUAAAAAAUGGUCAAAAAUAAAAAAAAAUAUAAGAAAAAAAUAUAAAAAUAAUAGUGAUAAAUAUAUAAUACAAAUUACAGCAAAAGAUUUAAAUUUACCUGAACAAUUUUAUAAAUAUAAUAAUAAUGAAAUAUAUUGUUUGGUAAAAUCAUGGAAGCAAGAAAUGAGCUCCUUAAAAACAACACAAAAAACUUUGGGCUUUCGUAUAUGUGCAUUUAUUUAUUAUAUUAAAUAUUCUAGCCUUUUAGCAACUGACGAAAUUAACAAUUUAUACAAUAAGGUUUUAAACAAUUAUACUGACAAUGCUGGAAAUAGUGGUGGAAAUAUUGGUGAAAAUUGUGGUGGAAAUAUUGGUGAAAAUUGUGGUGGAAAAAAAAUCGAGAUAAAUGAGUGUUAUGACAAACUAAAUAAUGUUUUAAAAAUAAGUAGAGAAUCUGGAAUGAGGUUAAAUGAUGAAUUUGUUUUAUAUUUUCUUGAAAUUUUUUUAAAAAACAUUGCUAAUAUUAUAUUACCAAAAUUAAUUAAAUUAAAAAUAUGGCUAGAAAACCAAUCUUUAUAUACAUUUUGUUCAACAUCCAUAUUAAUUAUUUACGAUAAAAAUAACCCUUCAUUUUGUGACCUUAGAUGGAUUGAUUUUACAUAUUCUUUUGAUAUUUUUAAUAAUUUAAAAAAUAAUAGACCAAUAAAUAAAAAAUUUAACUUAGACAUUAUUUUUGGUAUAAAUAAUUUAAUAAAAAUAUGCAAAAAUAUAAUUGUUAAUAAAAAUGUUCCAAUUCCCAUUGCUUCAAAUAAUCAGAAAGAAAAAAAAUGUGUGUAUAGGGAUGGGUCUGCAUGUUAA
Plasmodium yoelii is the source of this 2892-nucleotide messenger RNA. Its product is annotated as inositol polyphosphate multikinase, putative. Gene Ontology annotation, biological process: inositol phosphate biosynthetic process. The record is from RefSeq and is a predicted model, not a curated record. Lineage: Eukaryota; Apicomplexa; Aconoidasida; Haemosporida; Plasmodiidae. The coding region runs from base 1 to 2892 and encodes 963 amino acids. Gene Ontology annotation, cellular component: nucleus; cytoplasm. The transcript has a single exon. Gene Ontology annotation, molecular function: inositol tetrakisphosphate kinase activity; inositol-1,4,5-trisphosphate 3-kinase activity.